Hydractinia symbiolongicarpus is the source of this 1265-nucleotide messenger RNA. RefSeq names its product reticulon-1-A-like. NCBI's taxonomy places the organism in Eukaryota, Metazoa, Cnidaria, Hydrozoa, Anthoathecata, Hydractiniidae. The transcript has 7 exons. Bases 258 to 905 code for a protein of 215 amino acids. The record is from RefSeq and is a predicted model, not a curated record.
AAUCAAAUGUUUGAAUUUAUGUUUUAAAGACAAGAAAUAUUGGUGAAUGAAAUAAAGCCAUCUGCCUUCAUAAAAAAAUGAUUUGUUUUAUUUUGAACAGGCUUUUGUAUGUAAAAAAAUAUAAGAUAUAAAAAUAGAUGUGUUUGAAGAAAAUAUAAAAUUUUUAGGCGUGGUAAUAAACUUAUAAAAAUUGUGGCGAAAACUAUUCUGACAGGUAGGUUGCAAACGGGACAAUUUAUUACUUGACGCAUCUUGCCAUGAAAUUCAGUGUGCAAAACUUGCUCUUAUGGAGAAAUCCUCGUGUCAGCGGAAUAAUGUUGGGAUCAGGAUUACUCGUCCUACUGGCUCUGUCUUUUUACAAUGUUUUGGUGGUCAUAACCUGCCUGGCAAUACCUCUUGUGGUCACCACGUUAAGUGUACGAGCGAUGUAUUCCGCAAAAUGUGCUUUGCUAAAACAACAAGGCGAGAAUCCAUUUCAACACUGGCUUGACGAAGGAUGGAGGAUUGGGGAUCAAAGAAUGGACUCGAUCAACCGACGAAUAGCAGAUUUAACGAAUACGAUAGUUUUAGAAGUCAAACGAAUUGUCUUAGUCGAAGAUUUUGUUGAUAGUUUAAAAAGUCUUCUCUUUCUUUACUUAUGGUAUUACAUAGGGAAAAAUAUCAGCGGAUUGACUCUUCUGUUCCUCGGACUUGUAGGUUUAUUUACGGUACCGAAAAUAUAUGACAUGUAUAGAAAGGAAAUUGAUGGAGCAAUUAAACAGACGAGGUUAAAAUAUGAAGAUUUCUAUAGCAGGCUGAUUGACAGAAUACCAGGUACUAAGAAGCGAAAUUUUAAAAAUGUUACAGACAAUGGCGUUCAUGUUCAAAAUAAAGAAAGCAUAAACAAAGAGAAUAAAACAGAGUAAGCAGGAUAAAUCAAUAAAGAAUGUGCGAAGAAUUAGCGAGGCAAAUCCUAUAUAUUUGUGCGGAGAAGAAUAAGUUAUUAGUGUGGAUUGAAGAGAUGUUUAAAAUCGUUUUAUUUGUAUAUAAAUUGUAAUUUUCAUUCUGUAUAUAGGUUAUUUAUCCUAAAUUUCAAGCUAUUUUAAAGAAGCUGCGGACAUUUUGCGGAAUUAAACAAAGCGACGUUAAAUCUGUUUAUCACAGGAGGCGCAACGAGAAAAAAUUCGAACAAUUUAUUUUGAGGUUCCACAAGCGGUUAUAAUUUUAGCGUGAGAUGAUAUCAUUUUGAGGAAUCCAAAAAAUAUAAUAUAAUUGGUGCGAAUAUA